AUGGGUUCUUCAACACUGUUACUGUUAGUGGUUUUCGUGUUUGAUCUGAUCGCUUUUGGUCUUGCUGUUGCUGCUGAACAGAGGAGGAAUACUGCCAAAAUCGAAAAAGUGGGAAAUGAUAGCUAUUGUCGCUAUGAUUCAGACAUUGCAACCGGCUUAGGAGUCGGUUCACUCCUGUUCCUUAUGGCUAGUCAACUCCUAAUAAUGAUAGCUAGUCGAUGCUUGUGUUGUGGGAAGGCUAUGAGACCUAGUGGGUCUAGAGCAUGGGCAAUCGUCCUUUUUAUAACUUGUUGGGUAUUCUUCUUUAUUGCUGAGGUCUGCUUGCUGGCGGCUUCUGUUCGUAAUGGCUACCACACCAAGUACUUGUCAGAUCCUUCUCGCUCUUGCCAGAAAGUGAGAAAGGGAGUCUUUGGGGCUGGAGCUGCAUUUGUUGUCUUGACAGGCAUUGUAUCUGAGAUUUACUAUGUUAGCUAUUCCAAGGCUAAUGAUGGACAACUUUCUUACAACAGAGACACUGGUAUAAGAAUGGGGAAUCUAUAA
Dovyalis caffra is the source of this 540-nucleotide messenger RNA. NCBI's taxonomy places the organism in Eukaryota, Viridiplantae, Streptophyta, Magnoliopsida, Malpighiales, Salicaceae. The record is from the annotation of a GenBank genome assembly.